Pogoniulus pusillus (Red-fronted tinkerbird) is the source of this 6357-nucleotide messenger RNA. It is a transcript of the gene SH3D19, whose product is annotated as SH3 domain containing 19. Gene Ontology annotation, biological process: protein transport to vacuole involved in ubiquitin-dependent protein catabolic process via the multivesicular body sorting pathway. Gene Ontology annotation, cellular component: ESCRT-0 complex. Lineage: Eukaryota; Metazoa; Chordata; Aves; Piciformes; Lybiidae. The record is from RefSeq and is a predicted model, not a curated record. The transcript is spliced from 20 exons. Bases 157 to 3222 code for a protein of 1021 amino acids. Gene Ontology annotation, molecular function: protein binding.
GCCCCUGCUCGCGCGGCUGGCGGGCGCGCGGCCCUGCCCCGCCUCAGCGCGCCCCGGGAAAAGCGGGCUGGAGAGGGCGCAGGUGCGGGGCAGGCCUGGGCAUCACAGGGCUGAGGGCGCUGGCUGCGGGCGGACAUGGCAGCCCUCGCUUCGUGAAUGCUGGUAGCCGACCCCCCGCCGCCGAUGGCCGAAGCCUGGAGGCUGGAGGAGGACGAGGAGGAGCUGCGGGAGCUGGGCAGGAGGCACCGGAGGGUCGCCCUGAGCUCGGCGGCAGAUCGCUCUGAACGAAACAAACCAGACUGCCGCUCUUCAGGCCAAGGACCCUUGUCAUCCAUAAGAGCAGCAAUCAAGAGAUCUUCUCGGACCUCUAGCCAUAGUGAACAGCAAAGAGAUAGAAGACGUCCUGAAAUUACUAUUGUUGCUGCUGAACCCCUCCGGACAUCCUCCUGGUUUCCAGGUGCAAGCCCUGUCACUCCUCAUGGAUUAGGAUUCCCUUCUGCUUCAUCUCAUGCUCAGUGGAGGAGAAAUGACCGUAUUCCAGCUGAGCUUCCACCGUCAUAUGAGCAGGUGAUAAAAGAAAUUAACCAAGUGCGAGUCAACACAACAAACAACAAUAAUGCUGCUGCUCCUAGACAUACCACUACUUCUGCAACACAAACUGACUUUCCAGAGGAACUCACCAGCCACUUGCCAGGAAGUAAUGUAGAAACUAGUGUGCCUACACACUGGGAACCUGCAGGCUAUCCAGGGCGGAGUCCUCUUAAACCUCCUCGGCCUUCUGCGUCUCUCCUGAAUAGGCCUCCUUCAGAAAAUGAGAAUUCCUUAAUAGUCUUUGAAACUUCUGAAGGUCAGAGGUGCCAAGAAAAUCCCAGUGCUGUGAUACGUCCUGUGCCAAAGCCGAGAUCGAGAAGCAAUCUCAGACCUGUGGUCAAAAAUACUGAAAAUAAGACAGACAAUGCAGAAGAAGUGUCUACCACACCUUUCUUAGAUGACAGCUUGCUAGACAAUCAGUUGGCGAUGGACAGCAUGAACACAGAAAAGAGCCAAAAUAGUAUUGUUUCAAGGAUCAAAGUGUUUGAAUCCCAAGGAACUAAUGAUACCUCAGGAUUAUCAAAAAAGCCAGAAAUUGCCCCUCGUUCGUUCCCUCCAAGACCUGUUACUGCAAAGAAACCAGAGGUUGCUCCAAAGCCAGGUGUAAGCAGAAUUUCAGGAGACUGGGAUGCAUGCACAGAAAGCAAAUCAUCACCUUCUAAGGAAUUGCAGCCUCAACCUGAAGAAUCUGGGAGCAGUGUUGGAACUAAACCUGAACUGCCAAAGAAGCCAAAACCUGGCCUUGUUAAAAGUAAUAGUAGUGAUUUUCUUGAUGCAAGGAGUGGAUCAGUUGCAGAGAACAAUAAUGGACAGAAAAAAUAUCCUGUUCCCACUCCAAGGCCUCUCGUUCCUAAAAAGUCAUGUUAUACAGAAAAUCCUGCCCUUUCCCUGGCCUUGCUAAAACCAACUGCUGCUCCCCCACGAGCUUCCAUGUGUGCCCAGGAGAAGGGUUUCAAGUCUCUGGGGGAAUUGCCAUCCUCAGCCAACUCUUCAGCACCUGCUUCACAAAAACUAGAUGUGGAAGGAGAUCUAAUCAGUUUCGAUGAUGACGUUUUGCCCCUAAGUCCAGCUUGCGUGGCUAAAGAGAGCAUCAGUUCUGAAGCUGCAGCAGAUCCAUUUCAAUUCCUCACCAAAAGUGAACCUGCAAAGGAACAGACAGCUCAACCAGCUUUAGCCCGGAAGCCCACUGUGAUCCGAAUCCCUUCUAAACCUGGGAAAUCUUUAAAUGAAGUUAUGCAUAGUCCUCCACCACUUCCUGCUGAAAAGCCUAUUGGGAAUACCUCUGAUAUCACAGUGGGAAAACCCAACAGUGGUGACCUAGUGAGAAAAGUGGAGUUGGGUCAUUCAGAACAGAGCGGAGUGCCUCAGUUAGAACCUGUACUGCUCGCAAGGCCUGUGAAUGGAAAAAUUAUACCUGCACGACCUCCCCCACCUAAAGGUAUUCCUGGAAGGCCACCUCCCCCAAAAUUCUCUGCAACCAAGACCUCCUCAAAGAAGGAUGCUCUAUCACGAUCUACUUCUGACAUAGCUUCUGAUAAAAAAUCCAGCAAGUUCAGACUGGGACCCAAGAGAGCAAAAAGUCAAGUCUUCAGAAAUCCAGAUCCUGCAUUACCUCCUAGGCCCAAACCUGGUCACCCUCUCUACAAUAAAUACGUGCUGCCUGUGCCUCAUGGAGCUGCCAAGGAAGAUUGUCUUCCCAGGAACACUGGAGAACUGUCCUGUAAGGAUUCAAACUGCCCUCCAAAAGUUUCUGACACAAGUGCACCUCAUGCUGUAGUCCUGCAUGAUUUUCCUGCAGAGCAUCCUGACGACUUGGACCUCCGUGCUGGAGACACUGUUUGUCUUUUGGAAAAAAUCGAUAGUGAGUGGUACAGAGGAAGAUGUGGGAAUUGCACAGGGAUAUUUCCUGCCAGCUUCGUUAAAGUAGUGACUAAUGUUCCAGAAGAAGGCAAAAGGAAGAAAAUACCCUGUCCAUCACAGUAUGUUAAAGGCCCAAGGUGCAUAGCACGGUUUGAGUAUAUCGGAGAUCAGAAAGAUGAGCUCAGUUUUUCAGAAGGUGAAACUAUUAUGCUUAAAGAAUACAUAAAUGAAGAGUGGGCCAAAGGAGAGCUCAGAGGCACAUCUGGAAUUUUCCCCUUGAACUUCGUGGAAGUACUUGAAGAUUUGCCUGGAACAGGUACAGGAGCAGCACCGAAGAACAAGGUGGAGGAUGCUUCUUCCCUUCCUCAGAACAACAGAUGCUCUGCAGAGUGGUGUGAAGCACUCCAUGAUUUUACAGCAGAAACCAAAGAUGAUCUAUCCUUUAAAAAGGGAGACUACAUCCAAAUACUGGAGCAAGUAGAUUUGCAGUGGUAUAGAGGAAGACUGAAUGAAAAGGAGGGGAUUUUCCCAGCAGUUUUUGUUCAGACCUGCUCAGCCAGGACAGAGCUGUCGCAGUCUGUAGGAGGGAAGAAAGGAAAAGCCAAAGCUCUUUACGAUUUUCAUGGAGAAAAUGAAGAUGAGCUUUCCUUCAAAGCAGGUGAUACAAUAACAGAGCUGGAAUCUGUAGAUGAAGACUGGAUGAGUGGAGAGAUACAAGGAAAGUCUGGGAUAUUUCCCAAGAACUUUGUUCACGUUUUAAAAACACCAUGAAGUGUUGCCUCUCUGCAUACUCCCUACACAUGGGAGAGAAUGUUUUCCACCCUAAAGGCACAGCCAAGACAACAACCUGUUCUGACUGUUUUGCACUACUUUUUCUAGACAGUCAUACUAGUAUCUUGAAGUCAAAUAAGAAAAUGUUAGCCUUCUGUGACAGUGUAUGUAGUCAUGCUUCAUGAAUGCUCCAAGAGCAAACACAAGCAGGAUUCUCAGUGGUUUCCAGCUAGGGAAAUCCUGUGGUGCAACACCGUUUUAACUUAAAAUAGCAUUCUAGUAUGUUUACUGUCUGGUGUUACAUUUAUCAUGCACAAACCCUGCAUAAACUAAGGUUCUUUGCUCUUUAAAAUUUUAAAGAUCGUUUCAAAGAUAUAAAUACAGCAUUCAAUAUGUAGAUCAACUUCAAUAUUCAGGUUUCAUUACUGCUUGACUUCCACAUUAGCAGUGGAAUCCACUUGGUUUAUGAUUUAGAGGAUAAGGAAGGUAACUGUUAUUUCAUAGUAGAAAAAUAUCCAGCCCAAUACUAUUAAGAGGCUAAACUCAGAAGCAAAUCCUGGUGUAGUGUUCUUCUAUUCUUAGCUCAAACUGCUCCUAAGGGAAGACCACACAAGUAAAACGUUGUGUUUUGCCUCUUCAUGAAUAAUGUCCAAACAGGUAUGAAUCAUCUUAGACCUUCCUCUCUUGCCCCCAAACCUUUUCCAGGUAGAGGUUUAGAUUUUUCUGCUGUCCACUGUCCUUUGAGCCAUCAUCGAUCACACCCUUCUUUCCCAGCUGAAGUUAGUUGUAUCAGACAGCAUUUACUGAGCUUUCUCAAACCCUCUCCAUGCAGUAGCUGCAUUAUUCCAACUAUUUGCCUCUCCACCUCCUUUAGGUAAGUGGAAAGCCAGUCUACACUCAGCCUGUGCGUCAUUUAUCACUCGAGCACUGGAACAUACUUCAGUAACACUAUUCCUAUCUUUAACAUGAAGGAUAUUAUACAGCCCUGGGUUUAAGCUUUCAGCAGACAUGGGAUUAGUUUCCAGUUUGUUACCAACUAUACUGUACAUAAUUGUAAGGGGUCUGUCAAGGCCUAAAGCAAAAGAUGCCUGGCAAGAAGUUACAACAAAGACAUUUAGUUAAAAGUAGCAUCAUGACUUGAACAACAAACUAAGACAAACAUAAUUGAGGUAGCUUCACAUUAUAGGCACUCCUCAUAGUAAAUUGCAACACUUGACUUCUGGCAGAAUAGUUAAAUGCAUCUUGAUUAACUGCUAACUUCAUCAGAUUGGAAUAGAAAAAAAAUUAGGCUGCAGCUGCCUCUUUCACUCCUAACAGUAUUCUGUCACUUGUACUAUUCAGCAAAAGCAAGUGUUAAGCUAUUAGCAUGAGUCAUUACAUCAGAGAGAUGCAGGUCACCACAAACCAAGACACCCUCAAUUUUGCAAGAAUUUUCUUUGUGGGUCUGCAAGGGCCAACAGGUGAGAGGCAGCUGGAUACUAGAACCACCAUGACUGACAAAGAGGGUUUUGACUUAGUCAUGUGCCUCCUACAUCUUUAUCAACAGGAAGUCUUAAGCAUUAUAGCAAGAAAUACCUACUGCAAUAGAAGGUCGAAGUGCACCUAAAUUGUAAGGGUAGCCUUCCCCUCCCCAUGCGCUGCACUAGGGGUCAGGCAGAACUGAACGGAAGGGCUCUCCCCCUCAGCAGGAAACAAGCAUCCAGUCUUGGAAGCAGACCUGACCUCACAUGAAGCAAGCCUGAGGAACCUGCAGUAGACAUGAGAUCCUUGGCACUCUUUCACUCUGCAGUCACUGUUACAGUGCUUUCAAAUACAGACACAAGCCUUAGCCUUCUGUUAUUUUAUCCUCAAGAAGCAGUAUGUGUUUAAACUGCACCAAUACCAUUCACAUCGUCAUGGGAGGAAGAUCAGGCAGGUUUAAUGGGCUGAGAACUGGAUUUCUACUUUCAUUAAGGCAAUUAACAUUACAAAACCAGUUAUGUUAUAUGCCAUUCUUGAGAGGGAGAAACACGACAAUCUACACCACUAUUAUUCAGAUUUACAAUCCCAAACACACCUAUCCAGAACUCCUGUGGAACAAAACCUUAAUGCAAACCCACCUGAGAGGACAGCCUUUCCCACUCUCCAAGCUCUCCUGCCAGGAGAUUCCAACGGCUCAGUCUGCAUUCCAGUAAGAGAGAGAUCUUCUUCUGGAGAAAUCUGACAACACAAAUGCAUAGCUAGCUAGCUUUCCUGGCUUUUGCAAGCCCAAAGACUUUCAACUAUGGACUUUCAGUGGAUCACCCUUUUAAAACAGGCUUCUUCCCCCAUGAUCUGUGCCAACAACUCCCAAACCUCCAAUGGGCACAGCAGGGGGGAACACCUGAACCCAUACCAACAGAAUACUCAUAUACCACAUCGCUGUGGUAGCAGGUGAGGCUUAGGUAUGUGAUGUUUACUUACUGUUUGUCUGGCAGUUUUCUAAGAUUUUGAUACAAGUCUCAAAAGUAGAGCUGAGUUUUUAUAUUUUUUUCCAACUUCCUCUUUUUCAUUUUUAUAACUGUGUAUUGACCAGUUGUUUUUGUAGCUUCCACUGAAUGUUUAAAGUCAGUGCCUGUCAGUAGGUAAGACCACUCUCGAUCAUAACUGCCCUGUGAAUGCAGAGCAGGAGUAGCAAAGCCUUACAUUCAGAGCAAGGAGUGCCAUCUGAAGGCUGCUUGCGUUGCUGCAGGCAGCUAAAGCAGCGUAUUUUAUUACAACUGAAACAAGUUAAAGGCUUGGCUUUUACAGGAAGGGAUUUUCUUAAUGCUCGGUAUGUCUAAUACCACCAUGAAACUUCAUACAGAUCAGAAAAACAGAUUCCUAAGGUGUACAGGAUAUAAUUUAGAAAAAAACCCCAACACACAAACCCUGAGAAUGAGGUGGAGCACAAAUCGUAACUGCAAUGUAGUUGCAAAAUUCAGCUAGGCCCCCGUACAUUCCUAUGAAAAUUAAAGCCUCAUUUAUGAAAACAUUCUCUGUCUGACCUGCCCAAAGGCAUCUUUCUCCUGUGUAGAAUUAAUGGUGUCCUAAAUAAAACCUUUAAGUCCAGUAAAUUUGUUAUGGUACCUCUGUAAAUUAAGAAUGUAUUUAACCAAUAAAUUUUUUUAUAAUUAA